Pangasianodon hypophthalmus (striped catfish) is the source of this 5260-nucleotide messenger RNA. RefSeq names its product PWWP domain containing 2A (gene pwwp2a). The transcript has 2 exons. Gene Ontology annotation, cellular component: nucleus. Gene Ontology annotation, molecular function: histone binding; chromatin binding. The coding region runs from base 27 to 2957 and encodes 976 amino acids. Lineage: Eukaryota; Metazoa; Chordata; Actinopteri; Siluriformes; Pangasiidae. The record is from RefSeq and is a predicted model, not a curated record.
AGUAGUAGUUGCAAAGCGGAAAGAAAAUGGCGGCCGUGGCUGCGGAGCCAGGAGCUGCUGCUGCUGCUGCAUCAACAACAACAGUGGGGGACGGGCUCGAGUACGAAGCGGAGCCCGGUGAGCAUGUGGCCGGCUUAGAGCCCGACUCAGCAGCGGGCUUCGUCCCAGAAAUGGAGCUGUGUCACCAGGCUGAGAGUGUGGAUGCAGUUCAGGAAUGCAGUCAGGUCCGAAUGGAAAUGAGAAGGCCGGACCUGCGAGUCGCGGGAAAAGCGCUCCGUGUGCACGCAGAGGAUGGACACAGCGACACGGACGAGCGCGUGCUCACGGACUGCACGCAUAACGACACUGGGGUUGCAGAGGAGCGCCUGAAAGAGUCGUUUUCUCCAACCGCGCCGGCUGCUAAUAACGAGGUCAGUCCACACGAGUCCAUCGCCUGCUUUCCGCCCUGCUCCGGCUCAGAUCCUGAACCCGCCACCGUUUUCUCGCUUUCUGUCCCUGCUCGAGCUGCUCCUGAAGCGGAGACCGGAUUGUCCGUGACUGAAACGGGGGAACCAGACCACAGUAAUCCCGAAUCGGUGCAUCCUGCUGAUCUGGAGCAUGAUUUCGUAGGAUUAGAGACAAUCUCAGAGCCCGAAGCUGCAAGUGCUGCUCCCUGCUCCGACUUCAAACCUGCAGAGGAUGCUUUCCAUGAACGCCCUCAGUCUCCCAAAUCGCAGUCCACUUCAUCACAAGAGACCUCGUUUAGAGAAUCGGUUGCACAAAGUUGCACGAGUGACUCUUCUCACAUCUCCAGUAAGGACUCUGUCCAGCUUCCAGCAGAGAACGAGCAUCCUCACACCUCCCCAGAACCGCAGGAUGAGAGUUUAGUGGUGUGUGAGUCGGGUGUGAGCGCAGAGCCCGAGCAGAAAGUGUGUGCAGAAACUGUGGACAGACAGCCAGAGGCGAUCUGCGGGCUCGUGCCUGGUUCCGAGGUUCGGGUCUCACUGGAUCACAUCAUCGACGAUGCACUCGUUGUGUCGUUUCGUUUAGGCGAGAAGAUCUUCUCCGGGGUGCUCAUGGACCUUUCCAAAAGAUUUGGACCCUAUGGAAUUCCAAUAACUGUGUUUCCCAAGAGAGAGUACAAGGACAAACCAGAAUCUAUGCAGCUUAAGACGGAGGCAUUCCAGUCAGAGACUGAGAAGGGAGUCGCUCAAGGAACUCCUGACGUCCUUUCAGAGGAACCUGUGCAGGGGCCUUCAGUGGCUCAACCCAGUUCUAACCCCGAGCCCAACCCAUGGACCGUGAAACCACCCCCUUUGUUUCAGGAGGGGGCUCCUUACCCGCCUCCACUGUUCAUCAGGGACACCUACAACCAGUCGUUACCUCAGCCUCCACCUCGCAAGAUCAAACGGCCGAAGCGCAGGCUGUACAGAGAGGAGCCCACCUCCAUUAUGAAUGCCAUCAAGCUUCGACCGAGACAAGUGCUGUGUGAUAAAUGCAAAGGGGCUGUGGUACAAGGCGAGAAACGCGAAACGCGCAGAGGCCCUAUAUCAGACUGCCGGAGUGAUGAUGCAAAACGCCGGCGCAAUGAGAGCACAGCUCCGGGUGCUGGGAAGCGGCCUCGCAAUGAGGCACGUUCAGAGGACAGGAGCCGCUCAGCCGAUGUGCCCAAGCGGCAAGCUGCAGCGAUACGGGUCACUUCUUCAACCCCCUCCACUCUGGGCCAGAGCCAAGUAAAAGGAACAGCUGCAGGGAGCCGAGUGAUUAAAGGAGUGUCCGCCACUGCACCGGCCUCAGCCAAUUCCCGGGUCCAUCUCAGUGCCAAGAAAGUGCUGCAGAGCAAAAACGUUGACCACUCGAAGGCACGUGAAGUGCUAAAGAUGGCCAAAGCACAGAAGAGGCAGAGGGAAUCGGUCACGGGCAGCAGCGGUAACACGAAGGCCAUGACGAGGGCCGCAGCUCUUCAGGAGGCCCACCAGAAGGUCCACUUCACCCGACGACUGCAGCAGAUCAGUGGAGGAGGACCAGGCAUGUCCAACCCGCUGCCACCCAGGAUGCGCAUCAAGCCUCAAAGGUACCGUAAUGAAGAAAAUGAUUCUUCCUCAUGUAAGCCACCUUGCUUGGAGAAAGUGCCAGGAGGAGGGCGUUUAACGCUGCCUAAGCUAGCUGCUCCUCGCUGCACCUCCACACGCUCCGCAGGCCAGGCCACUGCCGCUGCAGAGCCUCAGGGGCCAGACAGAGAGCUGGAUCCCCCACUGAGGCAGGCGCGACCCAAACCCCAACCGCUCUCCCAGCCACCCUCGGACGACAGCAAACCGCAGCCUGAGCCAGAGGAACAGGGGCGGGAGAUACGCGGGAGCAAGGCUGGCAACCUGGUGGUAUACAUGACCCUGAAACCCAGGCAGCCCGACUCCUCUAGUACCUCCAUGUGCAGUGUCGAUAGUGCAGAUGACUUAAAGUCAUCAAACUCUGAGUGUAGCUCGACCGAGACGCUUGACUUCCCUCCUCCUGGCGAUUUUCGAUCUGCCUCUGCCCCUGGCACAUCUUCCACUUUCGUCUCUGCCUCUUCCUCUGCUCCCAAGGAUUCAAAAAAGCGCAGUAAAUCCCUCAAAGCUGCAGUUUUUUCCAAAAAUGUCUCGAAGUGUGUUGCUCUGGAUGGCAGGACCAUUUGCGUAGGGGACAUUGUGUGGGCUAAAAUCCUUGGCUUCCCUUGGUGGCCUGCCCGCAUCUUAGCUAUCACAGUGAGCCGCAAAGAUAAUGGGCUGUUAGUCAGGCAGGAGGCCCGCGUCUCCUGGUUUGGGUCACCUACCACUUCCUUCCUGGCAAUUACUCAGCUUGCCCCCUUUCUAGAAAACUUCCAGUCUCGCUUUGACAAGAAGAGAAAGGGCCUGUACCGUAAAGCCAUCACAGAGGCCGCCAAGGCAGCCAAACAGCUCACUCCUGAGGUUCGCGCCUUGCUAACUCAGUUUGAGACGUGAGUCUGUGUGCCUUUGAAAGGUAGGCAAAGCAGGCUCCGCUUUUGCCCCAUACCCCUUUCAGAAAAGAAAGAAUACAAACUCUUCACCCCUUACCGUACCCAGCCACCUUGCAGAGAGAAGCCCAAAAAGUGUCAGGCCAGUCAACCAGGACUCAUUUAUUUUCAUGGGAAAAGCAGAAAUUAGGGAGUCUGGGGAGCUGAAUGUUGUUGGAAGUUGACUGAGAUGCUGAAUAAUGAUAAUGAUAGGGAAAUGCUUGUCAUGAUUCAUGUGACGAAAUACUCUCAUGUAUAAUUUAACUUUCUUUUGAGCCCAUAUGCCAUAUUGAAUCUAUCAUUUGAUAUUUUCACAUCAGUAUUUUACUGUAUUAGUGUGUAAUUAAGCCUUUUUUUCUUCCCAGAUCAUUCAUUUGCUUAAACCUGUAGUGUCAUAUAGUAAAAGAAUCAGUCAGUGGAAGAAAUUUGUAUUAUUUUUUAUUAUUAAUGUUAUUAUUCCUAAUCUUUUAAAUAGUAUUUAUUGAAUUGGACGUGGUUUAGACAGGAUAAAUGGUUCUAUAGCUAAAAGGACGUUUCAGGGAGAUGUGAAUAUUGGUCCAGAUUCAGACAGAUUAAAGGCAUCGCUUUUGUUUCUAGAUUAUAGCUUCCUUGUGGGUAUGUAGAAAAGAGGCACUGUGGGCUUUGAUGGAAACAGUUAAGUGUUCAUGAGGAGUUUGAACCACUCCGCUAGACAUCUCUUACUCUAACACUCGCUGUAAAACUGAACAACACAUCUUAAGGCCUGUGCAUAAGAAAGACAGUAAAAUGUGAAAAAGGACCCUGGUGGGUACAAAGUCUCUAACUCAGGUAGACGAAGAGACUUGCCUGGUGCUGCUCCUCCUUUAUAAUCAGACUUAAUCAGAUGCUGGAUCCUUGGUCUGAGGAGAAGAGAGGAGUCUUGAUCUGGGUGUGGUUCUUGGCCAGCCGUGGCUUCGCAGGCAGUUUAGCUGAGGUUUUGUUGGAGGUGUGUACAAGCCAAAGCCGCCUCAAGUGCCAGAGAGCGGAGUGAGCAGAGGCCCUGUUCAUCUCUUAGCAGAUAAAACCAGAAGCAGACGUGCCAGCUGAACUGAGCAGCCCUGAUUCCCACCUUCACAGCUGCAACUGCUCGCUUCACUUCUCCUUCCUCCUCUCACCCACUUCACAGCUCCUCUCUUCUCCAAUUCUCUCCUCCAUUUGUCACCAUCUCACAUCUUCUUUCUCUCCUACCUUUCCCAUGUGUUUGUCUUCCACUCUCUCUCAUAUAUAUAUAUAUAUAUAUAUAUAUAUAUAUAUAUAUAUAUAUAUAUAUAUAUAUAUAUAUGAUUUUAUCUUAAAUAUUCCUGUUCCCUCAUUCUUGUGUGGUUGCGAUAGUUUCUUUUGGUUCAUCCGUUGUUUAUCACCGUGCUUCAUCAUGAGCACACUUUGUUACAGUCGAGCAUUAAAAUUCAUAAGUUGCAUUAUACCGUUAAGAGAAGACUGUUAUUAAACUGUCUUGCCGAAAACUAGAGCACUGAAGCACAAGACAGCAGUUCUGAUAAGUAAAUAUAAUAUGUUUAACCAUAAUUAUGCGUUAAAGCUUCUUUAAAAAAAAUCGUGUUGGCUUAGUAGUUCAAUGAUUUCUCUGAUUCUAGUGUUUUGUCUCUCGGAGGAAUGUUUUAAACGGUGUUUAUUUGUUGUGCCUGAACUUUAUUUUUAUGUCAUUUCACUUUUUUUUUGGAUCACAGGGCUGAACAUGUGGGAUACACAAUUGUAUAUUGGCAUAUAUACAGUAUUCAACAUGUAUUUUCCCAGAUGAAUUGGGUGAGGAAGUGGUGUACUGAGAACAUUUCAUACCUGAGAACAAAUGGUUUUAAAUUUUUAUGAAGCAAGUGAGUGAUGUUAAGGGAAAAUGUGUAAUUUCUCUGUAUCCAUGUUUGUCCUUCACUUGCAUUAGCAUUCUGAACUGUAUUUUUUCCACCUGAGAAGGGAUUUACUGUAAGAGAGCCUGGUCUUCACAAGUACAGUAGUCACGUAGGCAGAGAUCAGGAGCUUGAGAUAAAAAAAAAACACUUUGCUUGGUAGACCACACUGACUGACUGACGUUUAUUUGUCAAAAGCAGAGCAAAAUGGUAUUUAUUUUUGGUGGUUGGCUUUGUUUCAUUUCGAUCUCUUUAUUUUUUACAUUUAUUAUUUCUAUCUGUUUGCAGGUCAGAGAAUGCUGUAAAACAAUUGAAAAAAAAUUACAGUGGAAGAUAUUGUGUACAUGUUUUCUGAUGUUUUAAGAGUAUAUAAAUAAAAUGUGAACUUCAAGAA